AAAAAAAGGGUUGCAUUCUAACUAAUAAUCAGUGUUACCUUACUUACAUAUUUCACAAAAGAACCAAAAGAAAUAAAGAAAACAAAGAAUACCCCAAUGACAGGAAAUAUAUAACACAUUAGUUUUCCGCAUAUAAUUCCUUUCUGCAUUGGGGGCCUUCGGCCGCGCUUCAAAAAAAUAACCUUCGGUCGGACCAACACCUGGGCGUGCUCAGUUCCUUUGCGUUCAACAACUCCUUUCUGCGUUGGCGAUCCAACACCGGGAUUUAUCAAGAUAAUGAGAAUUCGGAAAGAUUUUACAAUACUCAUCACACGAUAAUGAAUUUAGUUACGACGCCAUAUUCUUUCUUUUUUCUUAUUUUUAUUCUAUUACAAAAUAUGGUAACACUAAUUUUUUGUUGUUUACAACCAUUUUCUUAUUUUAUGAAAAAAUGGAUUUUAACUAAAGUUUGAUAUGGAAUUAAAGUUACUUAUGCACUAUUUAAUAUAAAAUAAAUGAUUAGAAACUAAUUAGUGAAGUGUUUGUGGAUAUAAAAGUAUAAAAUAUAGCUGUGAAAUGCAUUAUAAAUCGGAGAAACACGCAUUUUAAAUAGUUGAUUUUUUGAACUUUAAAUGCAAAUAUCUCAAAAACCAUAAGUCAGCGGCAACUAUAUGUGUAUACAUUUUUGAUCUGGAUCUGAUCCUCUAUCCGUACAUACCCAUUUUAACCCCGAAAUCGGAGGAUGCUAUUCUAAAUCGCAGCCUAAAUAAUUUGCUUUUGCUGGUAUAUUAUUCGUGUGUAUGAAAAUACACGUGAGUUCAUCGAUAGGUAAUACAAUAUCAUUUCUGGGUACAUCCAUCCUAAUGGAAAGCACAUCCUUAGUUAGUCUGCGCUCUAAAUUGUGCAGUUGUUUGCAAAUACUACGCCUUUAUGAUUGGCUUGUAAAUUCAUAUAUAUUGCAAAGGAGUUUUAGUUAUUUUUUCAAGCACUUUAAUUUACAGGAUUUUUACAUUGAUAAUCAUUGGAAUAAGUUGCCGGAAAGUUGGCGGCUACAUUUGGAACAGUUACAUCCUGAAGAGUUGGCUACUCUUUUAAAUUAUAACAAGUUUAGCAAGCAGAAGCAUGCUGUUUGGCCAUUGUCAUUAUUAGCUUUACGUCACUUAUUAUUACAAUUGAGUAUACCAAGAAAUCAAUCUACAAAUUCAAUCGAUUUGAGUGUAUCGCAGAGGCCUGUUCUCAGCGACAGAAAGCUUGGGCAUGCAUUUAAUAAAUGCGUUAAACCUAAGAAGCGCCAUGAAAUACAGUUAAUGGCAUCUAUUUGUGAAUACAGCUGUCAAAUAUCGCCAGUUGAUUUUGUUGUGGAUUUCGGCGCGGGCUUAGGGCAUCUCGCACGAUUACUUGGUUAUGGCUACGGUGUACGAGUUUCUUGUAUAGAAAUGCGUUCAGAACUUAAUUUACAAGCACGCUGUAUUGACACAAAAUUGGAAAGUGUUCUUCAAAAACAUUUACCAUCAGAGAAUCUACCGUGUUUUAAACGACCAAAACAUGUAACAUUAUGCAUAACACCAGACAUGCAACCACAUCAGUUUCUUCAUAUAAUUGCGGAAUCACAACAUAAGACAAAUACAAAUUUUAAGUUUGGGAUAAUUGGUUUACAUCCCUGUGGUGAUUUAGCAGUUAUAUUAAUGCGUAUGUUCACAAAUAUUCCUCAGGCUCGUUUUCUUAAUUUUGCUAGUUGUUGUUAUAUGAAAUUAACUACGGCUGAAACACAAUCUAAUAUUAAACUACAAGGAUACCCUCUUAGCCAAUACUUAUUAAAACAACAGGAAUUCUCGUUUUUGAGUUAUGAAGCUCUUGAGAUAUCUUGUCAUGGUAUGGAAAUAUAUUGCGAUCGUCUGGCUAGAGGUGAUUAUGAAUAUUUAAAAGUACAUUCUUUUCGAGCGGCGGCAGAGCGAAUCAUUAUUAACCAAUGGCCCAAUUUAAGACAUUGUGGGCUACGAAGUGUUAAGCAUGUUCCUGGUAUGGACUUCGAAGAUUAUUUCUACAAAGCGACUCAAGGAGUUGAGGCGUCCAAUUUACCACGUUCUGAUUUGCAAACUACAACAACUCAAAAUGAUUUACUUCAUUGGCAACGAAUUGUUAUUUUUUACACUCUCCGACUUAUGUUUGCACCGCUAAUAGAGAGUAUAAUACUUUAUGAUCGGGCUUUAUAUCUUCAAGAAAAUGAGUGUCAAGUAAAUAUUAAAGCAGCUUUUGAUCCUCGCAUAUCCCCGCGGAAUCACAUAACUUGUUCCUUCAAACUCAAAUAAUCUUGUUGAUGUUAUUUAAUAUUUUCCAUACAAGUUCCGCUACAGUAAGUUAUUGCCAUGCUGGAAAAUAUAGAAAGCUUAAACCUUAUACAUGUAAUAAAUGAUAAAUUAAAUUCUGCCAAUUUAUAAUUAAA
This is a messenger RNA of Bactrocera neohumeralis, 2422 nucleotides long. RefSeq names its product methyltransferase-like protein 25B. Bases 780 to 2288 code for a protein of 502 amino acids. Lineage: Eukaryota; Metazoa; Arthropoda; Insecta; Diptera; Tephritidae. The transcript is spliced from 5 exons. The record is from RefSeq and is a predicted model, not a curated record.